CUACCAGAACAACAACAUCUACGUCAACAGCUACCAGAACAACAACAUCUACGUCACCAACUACCAGAACAAUGACUUCUACGUCACCAGCUACCAGUACAAAGACUUCCAAAGGACAAACUCUCAGAACAACAGCUACCAUGUCACCAGUUUUCAUAACAACGUCAACAACUCGAAGAGCAACAACUAGCUAUUUAAUGAUUAUGGACACGGCCAACACUCAAGUAGCAACUAGCACGUAUACACCUGCUGCUCCUCAGGACAAACCGUCCGUUACAGGCCAAAGAAACUCCGACCGAAUACCUAUCAUAGCGGCCUUAUCUUCCGUCCUGGUAGUGACAGUUGCUGCCAUAUCUGUUAUUGUUUUGAUUUCUAUACGUCGGCGUAAAAGCGAUAGAAAACCUUCAGAUGGAUUAGAAUAUAUCACAAACAAUACUGCAUAUGGUACGACUACGACAUCUCCUGAGGUUCCUGAUCCAACGCCUGGACCAGACGGUGUCGAGUAUGAUGAGAUAUCCUGUGAAACUGCAGCCAAACCGGAAAUCAAGGCAGAUGAGGCUCACUCCUAUUGCUAUGCUGCCUAUGAUAAUGUUAAACAUCCUUAUGCUCCUGAUCGCCGAAGCGCUUUGAUUUCCUCCGACGAUAACAGCUAUUUUGUGUUGGGAAAGGAAACACAACAAGGAGACAGACAUGAGCAAGCACAACCAGCCUUGACCCAACAGCAGGCGGAACAAGAACAACUCUAAAACAAACAGGAAAGCUAUUUUGUUUUAGAAAAAUCAGGAUCUCGCUUUAACAUCGCAGGUAAAGAUGUAGAUGAAUCUGCCGACUACUUUGUUGUAGAAAGGGCGGUAGAUGAAUGUAACUCAAGAGGGGAAGGAAAUGGUGCAGAAGAAAUUACGAGUAAAGACAUUGUCUAUUCUGGCAAGUCAGACGACCAUUAUUUGCAGGUUGAAAAAAGUAUUGUUGUGGAAACCGAACAUAGUGAAACGACAUCAAAUGGAACUUCCAACACUUUACAUGUAACGAUAAACAAACACAGUAGCAAUGGCGACUAUUUUGUCCUAGAUAAUGAUGGCCCAGAUGUUCAAAAACAGACUGAGGUUAACUUUGACGGUGAAGUUGACGAUGAGCCUGGAAUACAAACAGAUACAAAAGUUGGAGGUCACGGAGAGACUGGAGCAAAAUAUGGGAAUAACGUCUCAGGGACAAUGAAAGAGGAAACGGAUUACUAUGAUCAUGUGAGAAUAGGUCAUGUUCAAACUAAUGGCUUUGACGAUGGAAUUUAUGAUCAAUUACGAAAACAACAUGUGCGAUGCGAAAUCGAAGAAGUAGACAAUGAUUACGAUCAUUGUUAGUAAGAUAUGUUAAGAUUACCAUCAUUGUUAGUGAGAUAUAUGUUAAGAUUACCAUCAUUGUUAGUGAGAUAUAUGUUAAGAUUACCAUCAUUGUU
Pecten maximus is the source of this 1453-nucleotide messenger RNA. RefSeq lists its product as uncharacterized. The record is from RefSeq and is a predicted model, not a curated record. NCBI's taxonomy places the organism in Eukaryota, Metazoa, Mollusca, Bivalvia, Pectinida, Pectinidae. The transcript has 4 exons. The coding region runs from base 72 to 746 and encodes 224 amino acids.